AAAUAAGUACCGUGAGACGAAGCGAUCACAAUCUUGUAUGUACAUUACCUUUCAGCUCACCUAGGCUGUCUUCAAAAAAACACUGAAAUAUAGGAGCACUACUGUACCAGUGUAGAUAGUGAGUGCACUUGGCGCUUAUUGAAUGACCAUCUUCACGGGGGCACCUAUCAGUUUAUAAACGACAUCUGCCCACGACGAGCGCGUAUAUAGGAUUGACAGUAACCACGGUAUAAGCGCAUGUAAGACCGCAUAUUGAGUGCGUCCGCACAUCCCGUCACAGCAUUUGCAGGAAAAAUGUCUGCAAGACGAAAUUCGAUCAACCAGCGACAUGGCUGAGCGGGUUACGGCAUCCGCUCGUUCGUCGUGCUAAAGAGUGGGAGGUGGAGGGUUCGAAUCCUACCACCGGCUGUGCUCUCUGAGGUUUCCCCUCGGUUUUCCGAAAGACUUUCCAGACGAAUGUCGGCACAGUUCCCCUGAAGUCGGCCCAGGACGCAUUCUAAUCAUCCUGUUCCCCACUGCUUCCUGCUGUCCACCUGUCCACGGCUGCACGCCGCUCAAAGCCACAGUUGCUUCGCGGCGCUAACAUGCAAUAAAAAAAAUUAUGUUACAAACGUUUUUAUUCUUCUGCAUACAAAAUCUCUCUCAGCAACGUGGUGUCAUCUACAGUUACCCAGUAAUCGCCGCACUAAUAGUUGCGGAUUAGAUGCGGAUAUCCGUGCGGAUUUCGGAGCAUAUUAUUAUUAUCCGCAAACCAGAAUGUCUCCGCGUACGUAACCCGCCUCUAUCCAUGACUCACCUUUUUAGUUACAAUAUUUUUCACAAUUGUACUAAUUGAUGGUAAUAAUUGCUGAACUUGCAAUAGGUGUGUUAGAACACAAAAACAAAAGCGCUGAAGACGAUCGUAGGUUUAUUAUGGCACGAACUUUCGAGCACUUCCUCAGGUACCUGAGGAACCCGCAGCCUCGUGCACGAAAGCUGGCACCAUAAUGAAUCUACGAUAGUCUUCAGUGCUCUUGAUUUUGUGUUCUUCAACUACGGUCUUGACCGCCCUUCUAUAUCUUAGUGCUUAUGUGUGUGCUAGCAAGACACUCUACAGGUUCAUCGGAAUUUGCCGGGAAAACGAAAGGCACAUAAAUUAGUAUAGUAUCUCUGAACAUGAAGUCAUCUGCACGAUCGAAGGUACAACUGUCAACCACUUCAUGUCUAUGGAUAAUAGUUCAUGUUGCUGGUAAGCUGCGUGCUCAGUACCUGUAUUUCAGUAAUGCUGUCAAAAUGAUACAUUUUUCUAUCCUUCUUACAAAGGAAUCCGACAGACAUCAACUUUACCAUAAACAGGAGGAGCACAGACUUCAAGCAAAGGUGACGCGAACUUUUCCCAGUUGGGCAGUUACCUUCUAUUCACGUAAACUGAGGCUUUUCUUUUUUUAAUGGUUACUGUCACCGGAUUACUGAGUUGCCCUUAUGCUUGUCCACCUAUGUUGAACAAAAUAUCCACAUGGUGACUUGAAAGCAACUUCUGUAGUCAGUGACUCCGCUGCUGAUGCUGCAUCUAUAAUAAUUGCUGUCGACCCGCAAUGGCAUCAUUGGCUGGACGUGACAGUGGAAUUGUAUGUAUGAUAUGUUAUCUGUGGAUACUUGGAAGGUUUGUACAGACUCUGUAAUACAGAUAAAUAUCUAUAUAUUUUUCCAGUGUAAUAUUUUGCAGCUUCUCGCAGAACGAUUCGUCAACAAUUAAACAAAAUGUUAUACAUAAUACCCUUAUCUAAUCUUGCUGGCUGUACUCAUACUCUGGAAUGGUUACGGCUGCCGUAGUCGUCGCAAUGGCUACUGUCAUUUGUCCCCGCUGCGUCCGCGUGGUUUCCGCAAAGGCGACCCAGGUGGACUCAGUAGGUUCCAAAAUAAACUCUUGAAAACCCGUUGAAUCCGUCCCAAAGGCAGGAAGGUCGGUCGUCGUAUCUGUCGUGCGUAUCGGAAAAUUCAGGUGGAUCGCUUUGUCUUCGGGUCGCAGGUAUAGCAUGGCAGAGAUCCAUAAGAUGAUGAUAACAAGAACGGUAGCGCAAGCACCCAACACAUAGGUCUUCUCAACGCUCAAAUCAGACUCCACAUCAUACCUGGAGCGUUGCCAGGUGUCCAUACGACUCAUAUCGAUCUGAGCCACUCGGGCCACUUGGACAUCACCCAUUUUAACGAUGUGACGUUGUGGCUUUUUUGUGCAAGACCUCAGUAUUGCGAUGGUUUCUCCGAUUCCAAUUACCCUCACAGACUAACGGCCACGGACUUGAUCUGCGCCCUCUGCCGCCUGUUCCUGCUGCGAAAGGAUCUAGGCGUACCUGAACCUGAACCCCCUAUCUUGCACCGAUCGUUCUAAUGCGGUAUCUGACGCUUUGUUUAAAGACAGAAAAACAGCAACCCUGCCUGUCUUCUGGUCAGCUGAACGAGGUUGAUGCGAACGCUAUACGGUCAUAGCCGUCAUAGGAGGCUUCUACUUCUUCUUCUGCUUUACAUGGGUGGUGCAUUGCCCAAGGGCAGCUGUCAAGGGCUCUGGCUAGGUAUGGCGCACUUCUUCUUUCAUCUCUAGCUCACCACGUCUUGUGUGUUCAAGCUCGCGGCAUUCGUGUGCUUCUGCGUCUUUGUGUCUCUGUGGUGUCUUCUAUUGGACACAUGAAUGGACAUAGCUUCCUGAAAAACGGCGUUCUGUGUUCGAUGGUCUUCGUACGGGCCGACUAGUACCGGUAGUGAUCGACGACGAACCGCAGGUUUCAUGCGUUUCAUGUCACCCUGGGUUAUGUCAAGGGAUGUACAAGAGAAUUUUGUUGUUUGUGGUGCUCGUUAGGCCAGCAACAAGCGACGGGUAUUUGACCAUAACGGUGCUGCACAACAGUGACAUAUAUUCACAUUUUCCGGAGUCAUAUCGUCAUGGUCACCAAUGUAGAUUGGAAAGAAUGGAACUCUGCGCAGGAGGAGUCGCCAGACAGACAUACAUUGUGCGCAAAUUAAGGAAGGAAAACCCAAACGCUCUCUUCCUGAACGCCGGCAAUACUUUUGGGGAGUAUGAAUGGUACACUGUGAACCGGUAUAAGCCUGCUGCUGACUUCUUGGAUAUCACGCGUCCAGACGCAAUGACACUAGGCAGGUAUGAAUUCACUGACGGAGUUGAAGGCCUAUUACCGCUCCUGCAACGACUGCACGGAAAGGUGCCAAUAGUUGUCAGCAACAUGGAUUUCAGCGAAUCUCCCGAACUGGCACACCUGCGAGUCAGAAAAUCAUAUGUGCUCAACAUUGGUGGAACACAAGUCGGGAUCGUUGGAGCUAUUGAUGCUCGAACGAAAGCCACUUCGCGCGAUGGAGAGACUAUUGAAAUCGAGAACGAUAUCAUGUGCAUCCAGAGGGAAGCCGGAAGGCUUCGUGAUGCUGGCAUUCGCAUAAUUAUAGCGAUUACCAGCGUGGGCUACGAGAGAGACAAGAUGAUUGCGGCAAUAGUUACUGACGUCACCAUCGUUGUAGGGAGAGCAUCCGUUUCUGCUCAUCACUCAGAUCUGGCCUUAACGGCGGAAGGUGACAUUUUUCCUGCAUUGCCGUACCCUACAAUUAUAACCCGCACGGAUAAUACAAAGGCGCUGGUUGUCCAUUCCCAUGGGUUGAAAUAUAUGGGUUACAUCAACAUCACCUACGACGACACGGGGCGAGUAGUUGAUGCAUAUGGUCAAACCAUACUGCUCGACCAGUCUAUUCCUAAAGAUCAUGAGAUGCUACAAGCACUGGGAAAAUACCAGGACAAUAUCACCGCAGCCGGCGAAAAGGUCGUGGGCACUACCAGGGUACCACUCACCGCUGACAGCAGUUGCCUCUGGAAGGAGUGCCUCGUGGGCAACUUACUAGCGGAUGCCUACUUUGAUUUCCACGCAAAUAGGCCCACUCCUUCCUCUCUGAUGUGGUCCAACGUUCACGGUGCCAUAGUGAACACAGGAACUCUCCGUCGUCAUGUGACGCUGAACAGUACCAUCUCUCAUUAUGACGUAUUACGAUUACUGCCCUUUUGGGACAAGUUAGUUGUGGUUACUAUAUCAGGCGCUGACAUACGAAAGAUAUUUGAAACAUCUGUGAAGGACUAUAACCCUGCUGGUGGCGGCGGGUCGUUUCUUCAAGUAGCAGGAUUUGUUGUCUCAUACGAUGUGACACGGCCAGUUGGCCAACGUGUACUCAGUAUACAAGCUCUCUGCAACAAUUGCUUAGUACCACAGUAUGUACCCUUAAACAGCCGUCACCACUACAAUGUAGUUACCAACACUUUUAUGUAUGACGGCGGCGACGGGUUUGACUUCGAAAACGCCAUCGCAGUGGAGCAAUCCGAUAUCGGCGGAGUAGAGGCAUUUGAAGCUUACAUUACGAAGAUGUCUCCGGUAGUUCCCAUUGUGGUCGGACGCAGCGUUGUCAUCACUCGGAAUCCGCUUGCUAAAGCCAUGACUCCACAGACCGCUAAUGCUCAAGAGCCACUCUCUAGGUUGUUUCUUGUGGUGAUCAUUUGGCUUCUCAACAUCAUGCAUGCGUGUCUAUGUAGAUGAACCUGUGAUAUUAAGUGUAUGUUCUAGUAGAAGCCCGUGCGUAUGCCAACUCUCUCUCAAACAUGGUGCACGCAGCAUCAGUCAAACAUGGAAAAAUAAAUAUAACUGUG
Molecule: messenger RNA, 4672 nt
Organism: Ornithodoros turicata
Lineage: Eukaryota; Metazoa; Arthropoda; Arachnida; Ixodida; Argasidae
Product: protein 5NUC-like
Exons: 9
Coding region: 2796-4562 (588 amino acids)
Biological process (GO): AMP catabolic process
Cellular component (GO): plasma membrane
Molecular function (GO): 5'-nucleotidase activity
Source: RefSeq, a predicted model, not a curated record